Molecule: messenger RNA, 1406 nt
Organism: Spirodela intermedia
Lineage: Eukaryota; Viridiplantae; Streptophyta; Magnoliopsida; Alismatales; Araceae
Source: the annotation of a GenBank genome assembly
AUGAUGGGGAUCCUCCCGGCCACCACCGUCCUCGUGCUCGCGCGAACCCUAAGCCUGAAAAUAGCUUCGUCCUCCUUCGUCACCAGUCUGGUAGAAGCAUGGGAGGAGAACCCACUGCUCUUCGUCUCCCUUUCAUGGUGCUCCCUACUCCUCCUCCUCCUCCUCCUCCUCCUCCUCUUCCGGCGCUACUCCCGCCGCCACAGAGUCCUCCUGCUGGACUACGCCUGCUACAAGCCCCCGUUAGAGCGGCGGUGCACCUACGAGGUGUGCGAGUACGUCGUCCUCCGGAGGAGAAAGCUCUCCAUCGAGAGCCAGCAGUUCACCAGGGUGGUGUACUCCAAGUCGGGGCUCGGAGACGAGACCUACGCGCCGCCGCUGAUCUUCCGAGAAGAUUACGAGUCCCACUUCCCCUCCGCCUUCCAGGAAACAGAGGAGGGGAUGUUCUCCGCCGUGGAGUCUCUGCUCUCCAAGACGCAGGUCCUCCCUUCCCAAUUAGAUGUGCUCAUCGUGGCCUGCAGCAUGUUUUACCCCAACCCUUCUCUCUGCUCCAUGCUCGUCCACCGCUUCGGCUUCCAGCCCUCCAUUAAAACCUUCAGCUUCAGCGGCAUGGGCUGCAAUGCCGGGGGGAUCGCCAUCGACGCGGCGGCGCAGAUCCUCCGCCGCAAGCCGGGGUACGCCCUCAUCGUUACCACGGAGAGCACCGGCCUCAACUGGUACUUCGGCGACGAGCGAUCCAUGAUCGUGACAAACUGCAUCUUCCGAGUGGGCACCGCCGCGGUGCUCCUCACCAGCGACUCCGCGAAGGGUGGCGCCGCCAAGAUGGAGCUCCUCCGCACCCUCCGCACCCACCACGGCGCCGACGACGCCGCCUACAGCACCGCCGUCCAGAAAGAAGACGACUGCGGCAACGUGGGCGUGGCCCUCACCAAGGAUCUCGUCCGAGUCGACGGCGCCGCCCUCCGGCGCCACAUCACCACCCUCGCCCCCCCGGUCCUCCCCAUCUCGGACCUCCUCCGCUACCCCUGCGCCGCCGCCGUAUCCUUCAUCUUCAACCACAAGCCGCAGCAGCAGCCGCACGUCCCCGAUUUCAUGAGGGCAUUCGAGCACAUCUGCUUGCACCCGGGGGGAAGGGCGGUGGUCAACGCCGUGGGGAGGCUGAUGAAGCUGCCGGAGACGGUGGUGGAGCCGGCGAGGAUGACGCUGCACUGGUUUUGGAACACUUCCAGUAGCUCCAUUUUCUACGAGCUGGUCUACUUUGAGGCGAAGAAGCGGCUACGGAGGGGAGACCGGCUAUGGAUGCUCUCCUUCGGGACGGGCUUCAAGGCCUCGUUUGGAGGUGCCUCAAGGACAGCCCCUUUGACCCGGUCAACCCCUGGAACGACUGCGCCUUCCGCUACCCCGUCUGA